AUGCCAUUACCAAGCCAUUUCGGUCUUCCCCGGUCAAAUGAGACCCCAGUCCAUGCCAAACAGGGACCCUCGGCAGCUAGCGGAGCUUCUACCCAAAACAAACCGGUUCGAGUGGCUCUUGCCUGUAACCAGUGUCGAAAGCGCAAGGUUCGCUGUGACGCCCAUCAGCCGAAAUGCCGGAACUGUAGGGUCAGGGGGGAGUUAUGUGAAACGUCAGAUCCCCGAAAGCCGGAAAAUAGCUCUGCCGUUCGCCGCCGAGCCACCAAGCGCUGGCAGUCGAAGGUUCGGCAGGACGUGGCCCAGGCUAUCCCACCAGUCCAUCACUCGCCAGCGACUGUUGGUCCAGUGCCAGUUGCUCCAGAUGUAGUGAGCUCUAUUAAUUCAGUGCUGACUCCGACCGUCCCUACCGCAGACCACCUGGUGGGUCAAGCUUCGGCGGAUGUAGGACGCAUGUCGAGGAGCUCCGCCAUACCCGGAUCAUCAGUGAGCACAGAUGUCGUAUCAACGCGUACGAAUCGAAGUGAGAGGCUAGGGGAAGAUCACCUUUCAUGGCAGUCCAGGGCAUACCAGGAGAGCACUGCUGCUCAAGUGGAAGAAGCUACACAUGGGCAUAGUAUAACUGAACUGGGUGGGGCCCAAACACCCGUGACACCAGAUGUUGGUGGCAAUGCAGAUGGUGCAGCGGGCAGAACUAAGGUUGGUGUUCACAUUGGCGCCAGUAGUGUGCACUGCCUCUUUAACUUUGUCGAUCUGCAUCUAGCAAGAUUGCCAAAGCCUGUCCACAUACGUGGACAUCUUCUUCUCGCGAUUUUGGCCAAUCUACCCGUGAUCGAUCAAGGCAACUUCGAAGCAGAGAUUAGAACUAUCCGAACCAUACAGGCAGCCAGCCCCGAAAGCUGGCAAGAAAGAGUUACGCUGGCUCAUGUACCUGCUCUUGUUUCCGCUUACGCAAUUAUUUCGCUUGGCACGAACGAGACAUCCGAAGAUCUAGAGCUGAGCUUCGACUAUCUGACAGCUAGCCACAGUCUUCACGGACAUUUGACUGCCAUACCUUACUUGACAAGCGUGCAAUCGCUAUUUCUCUUGUCUCUUGCACUCAGGGCUGCUGUAAAAGACUGUCAGGCGUGGAAUAUCAUCGGCCAUGCAGUCCGCAUGGCCCAGUCUUUUGGGCUACACAAAUUACAUGCUUCUACUUCUGCGGAAGGCCUCACGGCUGGCCCCGAGCCAGAAACCCUUCCCGAACGUGUUUGGUGGUCCUGCUUUGCUCUAGAGAAGCUCAUGCAGCUAGAGUGCGGAAGACCAUCUAUUCUCGACAGAAGCUAUGACUCACUCUAUUUCUACUUCCUUGUCGACGAAGUGGCGUGUCACGUUCUCCCGUACUUCAAAGCAUGGAUUGCAUUGAGUAGCAUCAUGGGUCGAAUAUCGAACCGUCUAUACUCGCACAGAUUUCAGGGCGGAUCCGCUGAAAUGCUCGGCGAGGUCAUAAGACUAGACCAGGAGCUAUUGGGGUGGGAAAAAUCCCUGCCAGAUUCGCUCAAGCCUUGCAACACAACUACCGGUUAUACCGGAGACGAUCACAGGGUCAUUUCAACCUUUCUUUCCCAACAGUACUAUCACGCGCAGCUCAGUGUGAUGCGCUUUGCGAUCAUCUUCCCACAGAAAAGCAUCGAGAUCGAAGUGAUCAAGAACAAGGACAAGCUACCAAGCCACCCUCGACUCUUAGAUGGCGCAUCAAUCUGCGCCAAUGCGGCAAGAUCAAUAGUGACACGGUCGCUUCAACUAGCUGAUAUGCGUUUACGAUCGACGCUACUCGCAGCCCCUCCUACCUACUUGGCCGCGGUAGUCCUCACUCUUGGUGUCCUGAGGCAGCCUAAGAGCAGGCUUGUUAGAUCUGACGUUGAGCUUCUGGCCUCUGCUACUGAGUUUGUAGAGGCCUGGUAUCUUUAUCGUGGAUUUGGGCUCGCCGUUACCCAGACAUGGACUCAGCUGCGGGAACGGAUGGUUUCCAUCUUUCAGCGGCAGGACGGUAGCAUUCGAAAACCCUCCAUGGAAAGCUCAGCUGAGUAUGGGGUCGAAACGAUGUCGGGGCAGCGCCAGCGACCGGGCGUCAUAGGAUCGAAUGACCACCCAUUACAUUCGGGUGACCAGGUUUCACGACGUAGCCUUCAGGAGUUGGAAGCAAUCGAUGCGACCAACCCCAGUGCAGAUCCUUUUGGAAACUUUGAAUUUAAUGACCUAUGGAAUAUGACAGAAUUGGACUUCGGGGCCUAUGACGAGUAUUCAGUCAGUGCAAAAUAG
Molecule: messenger RNA, 2298 nt
Organism: Penicillium mononematosum
Lineage: Eukaryota; Fungi; Ascomycota; Eurotiomycetes; Eurotiales; Aspergillaceae
Exons: 4
Coding region: 1-2298 (765 amino acids)
Biological process (GO): regulation of DNA-templated transcription; DNA-templated transcription
Molecular function (GO): DNA binding; zinc ion binding; DNA-binding transcription factor activity, RNA polymerase II-specific
Source: RefSeq, a predicted model, not a curated record